AUGAGCACAAACGGUAGAGAUCACGCCGACACACUCUCAGUUGUAGAAUGUCGAUUUGAAGAAUGUUACAACAUUGAAACCUCUGAACUGUCUACAGUUUCGUCAACGUCCUCAUCAUUUGCUGACAAUUUUGCGACUUCAGAAGGUGGAACUGCACCAGCUAGCUCGUAUGCUUCAGACAAGGAAAGCCACCUCUCACAGCUGUUUGAUCCCAGUUCUUAUGAGCGAGGGUUUAAUGCGAGCGCAAAUGCGGGAAUCUUCUUGUGUUCUAUGGGGAUUUUUGCCAAUCUUCUACUAUUUACAGUCCUUGUGAGCUCAAAACGUCUUCGUGUACAGCAUCUAUAUAUUCAGGUGCUCAAUAUAGCAGUAGCGGAUCUGUGCUUCAUCGUCUCCGUGGACUCGUUUACCGUGUACUUCGAGCUGCAAGCCUGGAGUUUAGGUGCUGCUUUUUGCAAGACGUGGAUGAUACUGGAUGUGGCGUUGCCUAGUGUGUCAUUGAUGGGACUCCUCCUGUUGAAUGUGGAUCGUAUUAAAAAAUUAUUUCGAAUUGCUGUUAUACUCUGUCCUUGGUGCUGCAGCUGCAUUGUAGUCAAUGCCUUAUGGCUGGGAUUUCCAGCGAAUUCGGAACAUAUUCCAGGUCUUUGCAUAUACGGCAUUACGAGAGAGGCAAAUACGGCCUCUAACUGGCUGACUGUCUUUAUUCCUUCUCUUGUUAUAUUUGUGAUGCUUAUAUUUAUUUUUAUUGCCGGCAUUGGUGAGAUGCCUACGGUAGACAACCCAACCAAUGUGACACAGUCAUCAAAUACAGAAAGCCAUUCUUUGCCAAAUGAUUCUCUCAUGAAUGGCAAUGGCAACGAGGUCAACCAAACAUGUCAAGAAAGAAGUGCGUCGGAAAUGGCUACGCCUGUCAUCAAUAUUUCCCACACCGGAAGACAACGGCGAUUUGUAGCCGCCUUGUUGGUGGUGGAUGUGAUCAGUCUGGCAAUAACUUUGCCAUAUUCAGCUUACUCUCAAGUAACCAUCAACUGCAAAAGUCCCCAGAACUGUCAGUCUUUCGUGGUACUGUUUCAAAUACUCAGCUGGAUGAAAUCUUCUGUCACAUGUGUCAGGCCUGUGUUUUUCAUUCUGCUCACUGAGGUCUAUCUUAUUUUGAAGAAGCGACUGGCCGGCUUAUCUCUGAGGCGAGGACACCCGGCUUUGCUGGUGCUAAAUACGACUGAGCAAAGUCGUCGCGACAACGACACGCUGAUAAUGCUAGAUACCACACAACAGAAGGCAACUGGUAAUAACAGUUAUGAAAAUAUCAUUCUUACUCAAGUGAGCAUUCGCUGUCUCUACAUAAAAAAUAUUUGCCCUACGACCACGGUUGCCACCACUCUCAAGUCUCCAUUUCUAGAACAGUCACAAUGCCCGUUCGAGAAACCUGAACAAAUGAAUGAAGUCACAGACCAAAAUCAUAGUCAUGAUCACCGCAAUGAAACCUUCAUAUGA
This is a messenger RNA of Candidula unifasciata, 1491 nucleotides long. NCBI's taxonomy places the organism in Eukaryota, Metazoa, Mollusca, Gastropoda, Stylommatophora, Geomitridae. The record is from the annotation of a GenBank genome assembly.